Paramacrobiotus metropolitanus is the source of this 399-nucleotide messenger RNA. Its product is annotated as CWF19-like protein 2. Gene Ontology annotation, biological process: mRNA splicing, via spliceosome. The record is from RefSeq and is a predicted model, not a curated record. Lineage: Eukaryota; Metazoa; Tardigrada; Eutardigrada; Parachela; Macrobiotidae. The transcript is spliced from 2 exons. The coding region runs from base 4 to 399 and encodes 131 amino acids. Gene Ontology annotation, cellular component: post-mRNA release spliceosomal complex.
GAGAUGCAGAAGUUCCGUUCAGCUGUCUGCCGUAUGUUCGCAGAGAACGAAAUGGAUUGUGUAUUCAUGGAAACUGCUAGGCGUCUUAAGUCGCAUCCGCAUAUGCAAAUCGAAUGCAUUCCGCUGGAUAAGGACAACGGCAGCUUGGCUCCAAUGUAUUUCAAAAAGGCUAUUCUCGAAGCGGAAGGAGAAUGGACACAGAAUAAGAAGCUGGUCGAUCUUAGCCGGAAAGGCAUCCGGUCAUCCGUUCCGAAAGGUUUGCCAUACUUUGCAGUAGAUUUCGGAAUGCAAGGCGGAUAUGCACAUGUGAUUGAGAAUGAACAGAAAUUCCCUGUAUACUUUGGAAAGGAAGUGGUUGGACGCCGCAUGGUCGGUGGAAGUGCCGACGACGGGUGCUGA